AUUGCUAACCUAAAUCAACAUUAGUUUUCAGUUGACCUAUUUCUUAUAUCUAUCUCAUACAUAUUCAUAAUAUGCAGAAAAGAAGCCAUGAUGCCUGUUGUGUUCUUCCAUGGUGGACAGUUUACAACUUUAUUUGCAAAGUUAACACAUAAAAAUUAAAAACGUCGUCGCUUAAAGAACUUCCCGAGCUCCUAGAUGGACACAUCGUCCAUAAUUACUCAAGUCGGACGAGAUGAGGAACUUCUUAACACGUUUCCUCCAUCGGAAAAAGGUUCGACGACGACAACUAAUGUAAAUAAUACCCAACAGAAAAAACCAAGAAACCGCAAUAUAUUCAGCUCUAUUUUAUGUUGUUUUGGAAAUAAUAAUAAUAACAAUAACCCAACAGCUAACUGCCAGGCUCCUGUGGUUGAAGAAAACGGGAAUCCAAGGACAAAUGCAGAAAAAUAUUUGUUAGCGCCUGUUUUAAAUCAGGAUUUAAAUAAAAAAUGUGUAGUUAUAGAUUUGGAUGAAACAUUAGUUCAUAGCUCAUUUAAGCCAAUCAGCAAUGCAGAUUUUAUAGUUCCUGUUGAAAUAGAAGGAACAGUUCACCAAGUAUAUGUUUUAAAGAGGCCUUAUGUAGAUGAGUACCUAAAGAAAAUGGGAGAACUAUUUGAAUGUGUGUUAUUUACUGCAAGUUUAGCAAAAUAUGCGGAUCCAGUAGCAGAUUUACUAGAUAAAUGGGGAGUUUUUAGGUCUCGUCUCUUCAGGGAAUCAUGUGUCUUUCAUCGGGGGAAUUAUGUAAAGGACUUAAGUCGGUUAGGAAGAGAACUAAGCCAAGUUGUGAUAGUAGACAAUUCUCCUGCCUCCUAUAUCUUCCAUCCAGACAAUGCUGUGCCUGUACAGUCCUGGUUUGAUGAUAUGGAGGAUACAGAAUUACGUGACCUUAUACCAUUUUUUGAGGCUUUAGCAAAAGUGGACAAUUGUUAUACAUUUUUACGAAAUGCACAAAAUACAGACUCUUCCUAGUACAGGCUAUUUAAUUAAUUUGACCUUGGUUACAGAGGUGGACACCCCUAAUUGUGGUUACUAAGGUGAUUAACCCUAAUUGACCUUGGAUAUCAAGGAUAAAAACCUAACUACAUGGUGAUAACUAUUAAUGAACUGAGUGCUAUUUUCAGUUUUGUAUAUGCAAGAAAAUUUAUAUAUUGCUGAAGAAUUACCAUCACAGGAAGUAGCUGCUCUGCAGUAAAUAGUAUGCUGCAAUUGGAUAGGAAUUUAUAAAGGUUGUGACAUGUGACAGAGCUUCAAUUAGCAAAAUCCAUGUUAUUAAAAAGUGUUGAGGUGCAUUCACACUGCGCGACAGGUACUAAAACUGUGCCAAAAAAUGUGAGGUGUGAUGUAGUUAUGUUAUUUCAUAGAUGAAUACAUCGAAACAUGUCAAUCUUCUAAACAGAGCUAUUCCUUCCUGAGACAUAAUAUACUCCCGUACUUAUAUCAGGCUGGUUUUCAUUGGUCAAAUCAGACCCAAUUGAUAUGCCAUCAAAAUCUACUAAGCCUCAUUUCUAUCUUUAAGAGUUCAAACAUCAAAUUACGGUGAAUAGCACAUUUUUUAGAUCAUAUGUUUAGCUAUAUUUAGGUCUGAUUACUGAUUCCUGUAAAAGGGUUUAAACAUUCAGUAAAGAAAACCAAUUUGACGGGAAGCCAAAUUAAAAUUCAGGUUAUUGAAUAUCUAAUGAUCAGCCAAAGGGGAGUAACUAGAACAAAAUUCUAAAAUUCUGCCUUGUAAAUUUUACAAGCAUCUUUUGAAAUAAAGAAAAUAAAUAAUCCCAUUGCAAUAUUAAUGAGGGGGCAAUAGGGGGUUCGGUAACAUGUUAACAACACCUCGAUUUUGGCCAAACCAGUUAACAAAAAUGCAAGAAUGCUGAUAACAGUUAACAAAUUGGGUUGAACAAGUUAACAGCUUUAAUUUAUACAAGAGCUAGAGAUUAAGUGACAGAAAUAGGCUUGGUUUAAGUGUCACAGUUUGUCUCAGGAAGGAAGCCUAUAGAUGCUCUUUGUUUUACAGAUUACAAAUGUGUUAAAAUUUAAGUGCAGCAUUUUCUAAAAUUUAUAUAAAAAGCUUUAAGCAUUUUUAAGUUACUUUUGAAACAUAAUACAAAGAAUAAAAAUCAAAGCAAGACAGUUCAGACGCAUGUGAAGAAUUAUAGCAUGUUUUGAAAUAGUAAAAGAACUCUUCCAUAUUUUUGUCAUUAUCCUUUAAGUCUUUUUAUCAGUCAAAAUUGCCCCUUCUAUCAAUUAAAAAAAUAUUGUCAGCCAAAAUAAGGAAUAUAUUAAUUUUGAUAAUUUCAAACUUCAGAAAUUAAAUAUCCAGUAAACAAAAAUUCAAAUUUGAUGAUGAUUCUCUUGACCAAUAGAAAUACUCCUAAGAAUUUAAUGCUUUUUGAUAGAUUUGAUGGAAAGGAAUAUUUUGAGAAUUUACUGCACUUGAUAAUGGAAUGUUGUAUUGAUUGAGUGUACCGAGAUGUUUUUUUACCUCAACAAAUUUGUGAUUUUAAUAGUUUUUAUAAUGUUUCUAUUUUAGUUAUAUAAAUUUUUUAACAACAUGUUCUUAUGCGAUAGUUUUCUAAACCUAUUUUCUGUCUAAUUAUGUAUACAGAUUAUUACUUUGUAAAACUGUACCUUAUUUUGUUACUAAUUAGCUGUAAAGCGUAGUUUUGUGUAAAAUUAUGUUUCAAACUUUUUGUUGCCUCUAAAAGAAUAUGUCACAUGGUUUGAAAGGGAUGAAAGCAUUAGCAGUAUGUAAAGGUCAUCUUUCAAGUUCUCUUGAAUGGAAUUGUGUCUGAAAACAUUUAUGAUAAAACCCUUUUUGUCCUUAGAGGAAUUUUGAGAAGACCGUUUUAAUAUUACACUGAUGUUUUGUGAUUACCAUGCAAUUUACCCUGGGAAUUAUACAAAUUAUGCCACAAUUAGUUAUAAAUUCUACAUAUGUAUCGGAACAGAAUUAAAUUUUUAAUAUUUGAAAAUAUUCCCAAAUUUUUUCCUUAUUUUUUAAUUUUUUUAAUGAAAUCAUGGUGUGAACAAAUCUAUUAAUUGUGGCAUUAUUUGACCACAGAAAGUUUUUAAAAUCAUUGCUAAAUGUAAGUUACUUUUCUAUGAUGGUGCCUUAUGUACUGAUUGUAAAAUUCUUAAGUUAUAUUCAUCGAUCAUUUGUGUGGUGUUCUUUGUCAUAUUUGUUUGUAAUCAAAUGAUAUUUGUAAACAGAAUGGCUUUAUACCAAUUAAUGGGUGAAAAUAUAUCAGCAUUGUUUAGGCUUAGUUAAAAUGUCAGACUAAUCUAUAGAAGUAUCCUUGUCAAAGGAAAACAAACUCUGGUUUGUGUAGAUACUAGUUUUGUAGCUUCUAAACCAAAACUUACAAAAUGACCACCUAGUUUAAAAUUCCUUAUGAAUUUCCGGAGAAUAUUGCCUGACAAGAAUUCACUUUUUUAUCAGACAAAUGAUAACCUUAAGAAACAUAUCUGUAUAGAGUUUAGUGAUUUGUUAGUAGUUCAAACAGAUCCAAGCUUCAUUGCAACAUAGAUCAAAGCUUUGCGAUAACACAGAUCCCAGCUUCCAUGGUAAACAUAAUAUUUAUCAUAUGAAAUUAUAAUGGGUUGUUUUUCUUAAUUUGUAUAUAAUUUUAUCUUAUAAAAUAUUUGUUUGUAUGUUUAUAAUUUAAAAGAAGGGACUGGCUCAAUUUAAAAUAAGGGACUGCCUGAACCCUGGUGAAGAGAAAUAUCUUCAUAUCAGCCGACUAUUUCUAUUACUGUCAAGUUUCUAUAUGUAUGGAGAGCAGUUAAAGACAUAUAUAUUUUCUUGAACUUUUAUAGAUAGAUAAAACUGGUUUGUGAACAAAGACGAUAUUUUGAUUUAUUGAGACAGUCCCUAAUUUUAUAUUUUUUUAAGAGUCCUUUUAAAAUGGCAUCCACAAAAUACCUCAAACUUGAAAAAAAAUUUUGUUCUAACUUGUGUGUUAACUUUUUGUUUGCUGAAGGAGUGCACAAGGUCACAGUGUUAAAUUUGUCCUGUUUAGAUGUUUUCGACUGAGUUUAAGCAAACUUCAAGAAUUGUCAACAAGUUAUAGAAAUAUUGACUUUAAACAUACGUGAAUUUACGAUGGGAUACCAAGGAUGAAUGAAACUUAUCUCCAAAUAGUUAUAUUUUCUAGAAAAGUUAAAUUGCAUAUCAAAUAAAUUUUUCCUUCCUUCGUUUAGUUUCGAGUAUAUUCCAGAGAAAAUUAUUUUUUAGUAUAAUUAAUUAAGAAAAAAACGUUUGGACUUUUUAUAGGAAUAGAAGUUUUAUUUUGUUUAUUUUGAAGGAAGGCUUUAUUCUGGUGUGCGUACAAUAGAAAAUUAUAGUGUGCCUCGCUAUUGCAAGAAAUAGAUUUUCAUGAAAAUCAGUUCAGAAAUUUAAAAGAUUUUUGAAAAUUCGUUAGUAAGUAUCCACUUCUAAAGUUCACAACACUUUUAGUAAUGAUUUUUCAGUGUAUUUGGUUGUUUUGAAAAAACCGAGUCCUGUUACUAGAAAAUUUAAUAUUGGUAAGAGUUUUUCCUUUAAUUCUCGCUCCAGACAAUCAUUAAUUAUUUACUAAAUAAACAUGAAAUUGAUGGCUGUUUUACUUCUUUUCACUUUCUUCUUUUUUUUUUAUUUUCAUUUUUUUCAAAAAACAAAAAAUCUUUGGUCCCUAGGAAAUCUUAGACAGCAUUUAUAUGUUAGACAAUUCUAUUUUAGACCUGAUUGUUCAAAUUAUUUAUAACUUUGACAACUUAAGGUGGUAUGGGAGUCUAAAAUAAAAAUGAUAGAAUUUGUUCAUACUUUGCCAAAAUGUAGUAUCUAUUGAUACAUGUUGAAAAAUAUUAUAAAAAUGAUAGGACACCGUGCAUUUUUUCAAGCUACGGGUCGUGACAAAAUGACACAUUUUGUAUGGAUUUUACAGGAAAAAACACCAUUUUGUGAAUAGAAACUAAACGAAAUGAUAGAAUUGUAAAAUAAAUUAGGAAAAUAUAGCUUUCAAACAAUGCUUUGAUAAUAUCAAUAGAAAAGAUUGGGUCACCAUGCGUUUUUUCUGGCUAAAAUACAAAGUAGGAAAAUUCCAUGAACAAUCCAACAGAAAAUGCACUAUUUUAGAGUUACCUCCCCUUAAAAUGACAAUUUCAAAAUAUUUAAAAACAACCAAAAAUAAUCUGCACUUGUACAUAUAUUUAUAUUUAUAAGUUAUAUUUUUAUAAAUUGGAUCUUUUAAAUGUAAAAACACAUGAAAAAUCUGCAUACUUGCAUCAAAUUUUGCUAAUUUGAUAGAAAAUAUGGACCUUAGAUUCUCUGUUUUUUACAAUCCAAGAUGGUGGAAGACACCCAUACCACCUUAACUGCAAAAAUGAGAGGAAAAAAAACUUGAAUAUAAUCAACCCUAUCAAAUUUACUGUAAAUUUUAAAGGGAUGAAGAGGUGAUGCUUUUAACAAGUCAAUCUGAAAUUAAUCAGUUGAAUUUUGUGAAAUUUUAGCAUACUUAGCUGGAAAAUUUACAUGGCAAGCACAUUCAGUGUGAAUUGGAUAAGUCAAUUCAUUUCCGUGACUUUCGUUCUUGUAGAACUUUUUGUGUGUAAUUCAGGGUAAAAUAAUUCAAUGCUUAAACACAGCUGGGGAACAGGAGAUGGGGCAAGCCUGAAAAAUGUUGAAUUCAAAUAAUAGUGGAUUUACAUGCAUGUUUAAACUUUCAGUUAAAGGGUGGGCCAACAUACUGGAUAGAAAAGUUUUGUUUUUGGAAGAUGUUUAAACAUACUGAAGUCUGUUUCCAAAUCAAAUGUUUUACUAAAGGUCAGUUAUCUCCCCUUAUAUAUUACAGUUUAGUUAUCUUCCCUUAUGUAUCACAGCUCAGUUAUCUCCCCUUAUGGGUGACAUUAGUUAUCUCCCCUUAUGGGUGACAUUUAGUUAUCUACCCUUAUGUGUGAUAGUGACAUAACCAGUUGGAAACCGUGAUAAAUGAUUGUUUAUUUUCUUGUUUGUUUAUGUUUGUUUUACAUUUUAUGUCUCUUUUAUUGCUGAUAAUGUAAACAAAAGUGUUUAUGUAAACAUAUAUAUAAUUGCAUUGUUAAUCACUAUGAAAUUUGUACAUAGAAAUAGCAUUAUUUUUGCUACGUCCAUAAUACUAUUAUUAUAUAAAUAUAUAUAAAGUUUCAAAUUAUAAGCAUUUUAAGGAAAUUUUAUGAAUUGUUACAAGUACGUUGAUGGUGAUAAUUCAAAUAACAACAUUUUUAUAAAUUAUGUUUAAAAAAAUAUAUUGUAAAAUGUAUCAAGAUCGUUAAAAAAUUAGGAUAAGCCCUUUUCCUUGUUGUAUUAGACAUUUUAGAAAUUUUAAUCUAGUUUUUAUAGAAUAUCAAAGAAGCAAAAAAUGAAAAAAAUUGAUAGUUAAUUUUAUAGUUUUAUAUUGGAAAUACCUUCCUAUAUAUAGCAAGGGCAUUAAUUGAUAUGAAAUGAAACAAAAAUAAAAAUUCUUGUAAUUUGAAAAUCAUUUUGAAAAAAUUAUAGAUUGCACCAUAAAAGAACAAUUAAAGAUUUUGAAUAAAUUAUCAAUUGCACUAUUACAGAACAGUUAAUGAUUUUCCUUGAAUGCUCAUAAACAAUUAUAAUUUUAUAUAUAUAUAGAGAGAAUAUACCCUGUAUACUUGUAAAUAUAUUGUUUGUUUCAGGUCAUCAUGUGACUAUGUCUGCCUUUUCUUAUUGGACAGAACACACAUCAUGUGACCAUGCCUUCCUUUUCUUAUUGGAGAGUACACACAUCAUGUGACCAUGUCUGCGUUUUCUUAUUGAGCAGUACACACAGCCAAAAUUAUAUCUCUACUCAUGUCUAAUUCAUUUUUGUUGUAUAAAAGAAGUUCUGAUUGGAAAUUUAACUAUGAAAAAUAUAUUAAGCAUUUAUUAUCUUUAUUUGUUUUUUAAAAGAAGGAGUGAAACAAGAUAACCUUCCUCUCAGUUUUAUAUGAAAAAAAAUCUGUUUGGUUUAAAGAUGCAUCAUUUUAUUAAAGAUAAUACAAAAUUAUUAAAAGGACAGAGAAAUAAAUAUGAAAACCAAAUUGACAAAAAUCCAUAUAUAUGUGUGUUUAAAUACUGAUAUUUAUAUGAAGUUUCAGGUUCAUUUAUUAUGAAUUGUAUUGAAUCCAGUGAAUUUUUAACAAAAUUAUGGUACAUAUAUCUACAAUUUUUUACAAACUUGAAUCCCUGUUCUAAUUUUGCUCAAAAGUCACUUCAGGAUACCUCAUAGUGAUCUGCUAGAAAAUCUAAAAAUGAUGAAAAUAAUAUAAUAACUUCUUGAAAAAAACCAGUACAAAACAAGAUAUGAGUCAUUGAUGUAUUUUAAUUAUUCAUUUAGUUUUUUUUAUAUUAUUAUAAAUUGAGUUUGCGGUUUUUCAUUUCUUGCACUUAAAAAAGGACAUGUUUUUUUCAUUAAUGAAAACAUGAUGUUUGUUUUAGGCACUUCAUCCUUUCGCAUCUUAAAACUGAAAUCUAGUCAGGGCUUUUAUGUUGGCUGUCCCUUUUAACCCCCUUUUAAAUAGACUUUUGUUGAUAGAAGACAUAGAUUUAUUAAUAGUAUGUUGGUGAAAGGUCAUGAAUAUUUAUUUUAUGUGUAAUCCAGAUAUUAUGAU
Messenger RNA from Mytilus trossulus (common blue mussel), 7659 nucleotides. RefSeq names its product CTD small phosphatase-like protein. The coding region runs from base 196 to 1008 and encodes 270 amino acids. NCBI's taxonomy places the organism in Eukaryota, Metazoa, Mollusca, Bivalvia, Mytilida, Mytilidae. Gene Ontology annotation, molecular function: RNA polymerase II CTD heptapeptide repeat phosphatase activity. The record is from RefSeq and is a predicted model, not a curated record. The transcript is spliced from 8 exons.